Molecule: messenger RNA, 3444 nt
Organism: Bursaphelenchus xylophilus (pine wood nematode)
Lineage: Eukaryota; Metazoa; Nematoda; Chromadorea; Rhabditida; Aphelenchoididae
Source: the annotation of a GenBank genome assembly
AUGUCAAGGGUUGUGGAUCCGAACAGCGCAGUUUUUUGUGCUAUCAGAGAUGGGUCCAUCUUGAACAAGGCCAAGAACUUCAAGAAAGAAGAGUUGAAACCAUUCCUUCCAGUUUUAAUGUACAGAACCUUCUCGUCUUACGCUACAGCUACAUGUUUCAGUCAAGAAUCGGAUCGUUUGGUAAGUAUAUUAUCAAGUUUUUAAUUUCGUUUUUAGGAUUACUUGAGAGCUUGUUUGAUCGAAUGCCGUGAAGGGAACGACAUCUUGUUGUUCUUGAGGAAUAACUAUGAAGUUUUGGAACAACGAUUUUUGGAGACGAAGAAAGGGAAACAGCAGUCUAAUCUCAACCCAGGAAACUACUCGAUGCUCUCUCUAAAUGAUAAACUUUUUUUGAUCGGGUCGCACAUUUUGAAUAAAAGUAAGGUACCAAAACAUACCCAUUACUUUUUUAGUGACUGUUGACGCUCCUACCAUUGAAUCAUUUGAGCCGUUUGAUGCAGAAUCCUAUCAAGAAGAGGUGAUUUGGAUCAUCUCCUUCUUGUGUUUCUACAUCCCCUCUUUUUUUAAUGUUGCCGAGUUUGCUCCAUUACUCCUAAGAUAUUCUUAUGGAAAACAACUUAUUAUGGGAGUAAGCUAAUCGUUGUUAAGCAAUUGUGGUUGUUUUCUAAAUUUAUUCUACAGUAAUGGUGAUUUUUGAACAUCAUUUAUAUUUUAGGUAAUAAUGAACCAUCCUCAGCGAAUUGAGAAAACUCUGAUCAAACUUUUGUUUGCAAAAAAUACUGAUGAGGGGAUUUGUAUGCGCAGAAAGAACGAUACGAUAUUUGGAUUACUAAGGAUUGAUCCGAAUCAAGCUGAAGAUUUUCUUGGGAAAGUUUUGGAAGCUGGUGGAAGGUACAGGCUGGCUGUCACCUUACUUUGCAGUCGGUUGAUCCACGACAAGGUCUUUGUGAACACCUUGAUAUACCACUUGUUACAAAAAAAUAACCAGUUUUCGGCAUUCCUGAUCAAACAUGCCAAUAAAGAAACGGCCGAGAAGAUUCGAAAAAGAUUUAAUGAGAUUCUUCAGUUGUAUGUUUUUUUGUUUUAUGAAUUUUGGUUUAGAAGAAAACAUCCGGAAUCAAAAGAGCGAAGCAUUAUUUUACUCUGUGUUCUUUCUACGUAUAAUAUAAUCAGAGUCAAUUCGAAUGAGCCGAAUCACAUUUGGAUCAAAGUUUUGACAGAUACGAGUGUUACCAACGUACGAUUACUCAAGAUUAUGUUGGCCACAAUCCUUGCGUGCCCUAAUCUCCUCUCACAGAAUCUCUACUCUGAUUCUUCCGAUUUCCAUGAGAUCUCCGAAUUCUUUGCAUAUCUGAGAGAAUUGACCAGAGAAGGAAAUGCUUCUACCUUUGCUCCUUUGAAUCAAUUUAUGCUAUUAAUAGCGAUCCAUUUGAAGGCCGAUAAUCAAGCCGAAUUAUCGAAACUCCUCUCAUCAGAAUUAUCUCUUUCGGUAAGUCUAUCUUUUCUUUGUAAUUGUGUUUCAGAUUGGCGAUGUUUUGAGGAGGCAAGUUCAACUGAAGACAUUAUUCCUUCAAAAAGCAAUGCUGGAAGAAGAUCUUGCUCAGAAAGCGGCCAAUCUAGGGGUCACCAAAGGGCUGGAUAACAACAUGAGUGGAUAUCUUCCUGUGCAUUGUAUAAAUCAGCUAUUGGUCUCUCGAAUAUUCUCAAAGAAUCAGAUCAAUAUUCAAGACUGGAUAAAGAAACAACUCUUGGAGAGUCAACUACCAGUCCAUCAUGUCAUGGUACAAAUGUUGGAGAGCUUUGCGGCUUCCUGUUUUCCAUCAGGCGAUGACUACAAUUAUAAUACCAAGAUAGAUGAACUCUUCUUCUGGGUAAGUGGCUGGAGUUUGGUUUCGUGAAGGGUUUCUUCAGGAUGUAUUCAAAACUGAACUGUUUUCCAAUGAUAACGUUCUGGCUACCCGCAUAUUAUCUUUGUUCUACCUGUUGGCUUAUACACGCAGAGUGGACACUACAGUAAUUCAGUCGAAUAAAGGUCGUCUGGUUCCCACUGGAUACUCGGACGAUCUCUGGGCCGAAAUUCCUAUCAGAUACAUCCUCUCCGUGAUGGAUGCUCGACACAAAGACUUUGAAUUGAUCCGCCCUUCCCUUCUUCAUUAUGUUGGGUCCAGUAUCCCACAUAUGCUACCCACUUUGGACGCCAGUUUGGACAAGACCGAAGAUGAACUUGCUCAGAAAAGUCGUCCUUUCCAACGAUCAGUCGACCCAAAGAAGUUUGCUGAAGCUGUUGAUAACAUUAAGAACGAUAUAGUCACAUUCACAAGACUUCUCAGAGUUAUCGAAUCAGCCCCAAUUCAUGAACAAUAUAAUCAUUACGAUAGUAUUAUCAAGGCCGUUGCUGUGACGUUAGAUGGAGAAUUGUGUCCAUUGGUGUUGGCCAGAAAAUUGGCCAAGAUUUGGAAAAGAUUGGAGAAUUUAAUACCCAGGAAAUUAUACGAGAAGACGUUGGACUUGUGGCUAAACAGCUCUAGAUCGGCUGGAAAAGGGCCAAUUCAAGUGACAAACAGUCUUCUUCUCAAGGAGACUCCUCUCAUCAUGUUCAGGGUCGACGAUCGCAUCUUCAGAAGCCCCCCGCACUUUGAACUUCUCCUCAGAAUGCUAUCAUUUUACCUGGAUUCCGUGAAAAAUACGAAUUUGGUAAGGUUAACUAAGGCUGUCACAAUGUCCGAAACCAGAGCGUAAGUUGGAAAGACGCAAAUGAUAAAGUUUUAGGGAAAUUGAUGAGAGACACCAACUCUUCAAGGGAUUCACGGGAACCCAACAUCUGGCUGUAGUCCAAGUUCUUCUAGAAAUCUGCGAUGGGGACGAUAAAGAAGAGCCUACUCUAAACGAGAUAAGAGACCUUGCCUGUGCCCAAAUCCAUCAGAUGUUCGUCGCAGAUCCAGCUCUUCCUAAAUUGGUACACUUCAAUGUAAGUAACAGAUAUAAGAGUUAGAGCUCCCUAGAUGUAUCCAGUCCGAUUGAUCCCCAUGGUUGUUGAUAAAGUGCCGUCCGCCCACGUUUUAUUGGCUGAAUUGCAUGAAUUAGUGCAUCAAUCACAUAUUCAGAGAAGAAUAUUUGCUGUUAAUCUUAUCGCAGAACUGGCGAGGAAGGUAAAGUUUAUAAAAGGAUAAAAUUAAUGGUUACAGUAUACUAUCCCAAUGUCUCUGGCCGGCCUAGAGUUUAUGGAGGACGUCCUGACAACUCUGAUUAAUUCGAAGAUAGACGAAUCGGUGAUAAUCCUGUUCUCCAACAUCGUCCCCGCUCUCAAAACCUUCAUUAAUCUCUCACCGAUGCAUUCAGAAUCCGUUAAAAGUAUGCUAAGCAGAAUCCGAACUGUAGCCAAAUCACGAUUUUCUUUGUACAGAACCAAUUAUACAUCGGAUAAGUGUCCGGAACGAGUUUUGA